GCCUGACGAGUCAGGCUCAGUCGAGAAUCAGCGCGCGAACGAGGAAGAGCUCACAUCUAGCUGCUCCCUGCUGACGCCACGCUACUCGACACAACACUGAAACACUCCUCUAGGAUAUAUAAACUCUCAAGUGCCUCCCUGUCUACUGCUUAGUGAAUCACUUAGUACAACGUUUACUCACAUCACCACGCCACGCCACCCAAGUUUGAUAAUCAGAGAGGUUUGUCACGCGUGGAGCCCGCAGUAAGUACUGACUUGGGCCGACCUCAUUUCUCUACAAAUCGCUCACAAAGAAUCAGUAACACGGCGACUCUUGCGGGAAACUGGCAACAAUGGCGGAGAAAAGUAAAUUCAAUAUCACCUUCGACGACCGAGAUCUGGAGGACCAGCAGGACUGUGAGGCCGUGGAGGUGAGGGAACCUGCCGACCACGCUCGACAGAAGUGGAGUCGCCCCAUCGAGUUCAUCCUCUCGUCCCUCAGCUACGCCGUUGGUCUCGGCAACAUAUGGCGCUUCCCCUACCUCUGCUACAGAAAUGGUGGCGGGGCCUUCCUGAUCCCAUACACCAUCAUGUUGUUGGUGUGUGGGUUGCCUCUCAUGUUCUUCGAGUUAUGUCUGGGUCAGUUUGGACGUGAGGGCCCCAUCACUGUGUGGAAAAUAUGUCCUCUCUUUACUGGUAUUGGUUACGCUAUGUUCAUGAUCAGCUUCUACAUCGGGUGCUACUAUAACGUGGUGCUGUCAUGGGCCAUCUACUACAUCUACUCUUCCUUCACUCAUACCUUGCCGUGGACUUCCUGUGAGAAUGACUGGAGCUCUGAAUUCUGCAAACAGUACAGUUCACGUAAUUGUACGCUCAGCGGUGGACUGAUGAACUUGACUGGGACGUGUAUCUACCCCAACAUGACCACUGAUGAAGAAUGGCAGUCACUGAACAAGUCUGUCAGCUUCCUCAAGAGCCCUGCUGAUGAGUACUUCCAUAACCACGUGCUGGACAUCUCUGACGGUCUUCAUGACAUUGGAGGCUUUCAGGGAAAUAUCGUCCUCUCUCUGCUCAUUGCCUGGAUCAUCGUGUACCUGGUGCUCAUCAAGGGAGUCGAAACUUUUGGCAAGGCUGUUUACUUCACUGCAACAUUCCCAUACCUGAUCCUGAUCGUGCUACUGGUGCGAGCUGCCACACUCCCAGGUUACAUGGAUGGUAUUGCCUUCUACCUCACUCCUGACUGGGACAAAGUCUUUAAAGCAAGUGUGUGGGGUGAUGCAGCCAUCCAGAUCUUCUUCAGUUUGUCACCGUGUUGGGGCGGUCUUAUUACCCUUGCGUCUUACAACAAUUUCAACAACAACUGCUAUAGAGAUGCCAUCGUGGUGUCCCUGGGUAACUGCCUCACCAGCUUCUUCUCUGGAUUCGUGAUCUUUGGCAUCAUUGGCUUUAUGGCUCACGAACUGGGCUUGCCCGUUGACAAGGUGGCAGCAGAGGGAGCGGGCCUGGCGUUCGUGGCUUACCCCGAGGCCGUGGCCCGCCUACCUCUGUCGCCGGUGUGGUCCAUGUUGUUCUUCGCCAUGUUGCUGACUCUGGGUCUUGGCACGCAGUUUACUAUCCUAACCACCAUCAUCACCACCAUUACUGAUGACUUCCCAGCCCUGCGCGGCAAGAACUUCAAGUGGGUCCUCCUAGUUGCCUGUGGCGCCAUGUACUGUGUGGGGCUCUCUAUGGCAACCAAGGGUGGAAUGUACGUCCUGCAGAUGAUGGACUCUUACUCUUCCACGUUCUCGGCUCUCAUGGUCGGCAUGGCCGAGGUUACGGUGGUGACAUGGAUCUACGGUGUUGACAACUUCUUGGAGGACAUCAAAAAGAUGUUAGGGUUCUACCCAUACCCAAGAAUAUUUUGGAAGUACAUAUGGAAGUUUGGUAUGCCUCUGGUGGUGACGACUAUUUUGAUCUUCUCUUGGAUUGACUAUGUUCCGGCAAGAUACGGAGAUUAUCAGUUUCCAGUAUGGGCCAAUGUUGUUGGCUGGAUGCUGUCUUUCUCAUCAGUGACUCUUAUACCUAUUGUGGCAAUCUAUAAGAUCCUGUGGGAGAAGGGCCCACUGGUCAAGCGGUUGAAGAAGCUGAUUCAGCCUCUGCCAGAGUGGGCUCCUCCUUCAGAAGUUUACAUCAGACCUAAUGAUUCAUUUGGUGCCAAACCUCUCCUUAAAGUGACUUCUUUUGAUGAAGAUACCGUGAACAAAAUGUAAAAAUACAGUAUAUAUAUACAGUAUAUAUAUAUAUAUAUAUAUAUAUAUAUAUAUAUAUAUAUAUAUAUAUAUAUAUAUAUAUAUAUAUAUAUAUAUAUAUAUAUAUAUAUAUAUAUAUAUAUAUAUAUAUAUAUAUAUAUAUAUAUAUAUAUAUAUAUAUAUAUAUAUUGUUCCAGCAAAUGCACUUCUGUUGAAAAGAAUUAUUAGAACAUUAUGCCUGGAAAAUUCCUUGAACACUAUCAGCUCUGUAGAAGACACUAUGUACUGUAUGGAGCUGUGGUGCAAGUCUCUUAGUGAUCUUAUUUUAUACUGUUUUAGUUUACACUGAUUCAUUUGUGAAGAUAAUUGAUUACUGUACUGUUAUGUGACUUACAGACAACCAUGGGCAUUUUUUCUCUUCAGUUAGAGAAAGCACCAAAGAGUAGAGAUGUGUGUGUGUGUGUGUGUGCACAGUACACAUGGUACAAGAUGUAGGCUGGUGUUCCUGGGCUGUAUCCUAAAGUACAGCAAACUUACAAAUUAAUUUAGUAAUUAUCACUAUGCUGUAUAUGUUAUAUGUCUACUGUCCUUGUGUAGUCGUUAAUAGUAUAAAUACAAUACACAUGUAUGAGGCAGAUACUAUUUAGUUUGGUCUUGUAUCUUUGGUCAAAUAAGUUAUAAGGCAACCUGAAAGUUAACAUUAAAAUACGAUGACACAAGUAAAGUUAAAACUGACUCAUAGUUUAAGCUUUGCAUUAGGCAUUAAUUUGUGUGGGGAACACAAUAAUUGCUUAUAACUCCAUUAACUAAAUAUUAAGUUGCAGCUUGAAGAAAUAAAACAUAAAUUCUCACCUUUUCUCUGAUACAGAUUUAAUGUUUUCCUGUAAGUUUUAGUCCUAUAAAGGUAAAUCUUAUUGCCGAUACAAAACAAGUCAAUCGUAUAUUCUCAUCAGUGUUAUAUUUAAUUCAAUAAAAGGUUUGCUUUACAUUAAUCCUAAUGCUGCUAGAUUUUAAAAACAAUUUAUUAUUUUAAAUGUAAAAGGAAUAUAAACCAAGGAUAAAAUGCUAGUAAGGAUAGUUCACCAAGCACUUGUUUUUACCAUAAUACACAGCUUGGUAACGUCACCGAUGUAAACGUGCAUCAUCUGGUGACCUCCGAGUGUGCCCGCAUCUUCUUUGCGACCAGUGUAUCAACAAUAUACGGGUACACCAGCAUAACUCAAAUCCCAAGCAAUGGAACACAUCAAGUAUUACAGAUUUCCCAGAGAUAAGAAAACUUGUGAUAAAUGGAUAAAUGCCUACAAGUGUUCUGAUAAAAUUAACACCACAUUAGGCGAGCCAAGAACUUUAUUGAAGAGAGUUCACAUUUCUUUGGUAUCUCCUUAAUUCUGGAAUGUCUGCCAAUAUCCAGGUAUCUACAAGAAGGUGAGAGAAACUUGCUCUAUUUUCUUAAGUACAGUAGUAUACAUUGUAAGGCAAUAUCCAGUUGUCAAGAGUACUCUCAAACAUUCACCUUGCCAUGUCUGGCAAAAGGAAAAUCUUUAUAUUGCUAAUAAGCUAAAAAAAAUUUGUUGCUUUGUCCAUGUCAUUAGCAAAAUGCAUCCCCCCUCCCCCCCAGGUGUUUUCUUGUAAUAUUUUGCUUUUUUUUUUUCCUAUAUCACUUAUUUUUUGGAGGAUUAUAAGAUCAUAAGGCAUUCAUUUUGUUAUACCUGUCCACAGCCUUAACCUUACAAGCAUUCUCAAAAAAUUAAACAAUCAAAUAUCAACCAAGGCAAGGUCGUCACCAACUGGUCACCAGAUGAUGUGCAUUGCUCGCAUGACGUCAUUGAACAGGGCGGAGCUAAAGUUUAUGAUGUUACAGCGGUCUGCCCUUCCUGUUUUUAGUCCUUGAUAUAAACCACAUAUAUACUAUAGUUUAAGAGACACUGCACCCUUUGUUGCCAUUAAGUAACAUUAAUUAUCAUUUUAUAAUUUGACAAUGAACGCUGUUUAAAUCUAUGUAAGACAAAAUAAAGGAGGAACUGAAGUAGCUACGAUGGACAUACUGUAGAGGUCACAAGAUAUUUCAACUCACUUUGGUUAAUAUUCAGAUCAAAUGACAUGAUCUUUUUUCUCAAAAAACAAAUUUUCUAUUCGAGUUUACUCAAGAUUCACGUCACAGAAACAUGGUUAACAACACCAACACUCACUGUGUGAAGAAAAUAGUUAUUCAGUGUUGGGGAGUGAAUGAGGUGUUGAGUGGUGCAGUACUUGUGAGUGUCAGAGUACAGUAAUGGUGAAGAUAAUUUAUAAAGGUUGAGGUUGGUGGUUGUUUGUCCUGGAUUAGUGAUGUUAUCCAGUUAUAAUAGGAAGAGAAGUACAACUCAAGGUAAGACUUAGAGUUAAACCAAGUCUGUCUUAACUAACUGGAUGAACAAAACAAUUGGCAGUGAUCAUGAGACGACAGGGCCGGGCUUCCCAGGUGCCGUACUCAUGAAUUACAACAGACAAACACAUCCACAUGCUGAUCCAUAAUUAUUCAGUUUGACACUAGAAGUUUUGCUGAGCCACUCAAAAGGUUGCAGACUCAAGCAUCCAGUUAAAUGAUGAAUAAAUGUUCUCAGGUGUACUUAUUCCCAGAACUUAUGAUUAUUGUAAUUUUAACACGCAUGUUUAAAGUUGUGAACAAGUUUAGGUACUUAGAAGUAAUGUUUAAUUAUGGAAGCAAUUGAGAAAGAGAGUAACGCAAGGAAGAGGUGAUAUCUAAGUCUUUGAAAAUUUUUGUUUUAUUUUUAAAAUCAAUUUUUUGGUGAGCAAUCAACAAAAAUUCCAUUUGUAAAUAAGGUAAUUUUGCUAAUAAAGUUAGAAGGACUGAUGAACUGUGCCCCUGUGAUGUUACUUUCAGUCUUGUUAACAGUAGGAGAGAUGAUCCUCUUGUUGUCCCACACACGUGACACACACACUACUGUAUUACCAAGAUUUUCAUAUUUGAUAAACUCUUUUUCCAUCUUUUGAUUUAUUUUACUGUUAUUGUACAGUACAGUACUUGCUGACCUAAUGCAAAUGGUUAGUAAGUUGGGUUCAGGUUGUCUUCAUCAGCAGUUCUUAAACCAAUUGUGAUAUGGAUUUUAAUUUUGAAUCACCUAUUACGGCUUUCAUAUUAAGUCAAAAUGGUUAUUUUUUCAUGUAAAAUAAAGCAAUUAGACUUUUAUGCAAAGAACUAAUGUACUUAUAUUUUAUGUAAAUAACAUACAGUACACAUAUUUCUUAACAACAGUCAAGUAGAUUCUCCUGAUGGUCUGUAUCCUUCAAUGAAAGACUAAUGUCAAGGGGUAAAUGUUCAGGUAAUGUGAAUGACUGGUAAAACUUGUGGUUAAUGAGGAAGAUGGAUAAAGUUCGUUAAAACAGCAACAAUCAUAAUUAUGAAUUGGUUCAGAAUUAUGUGAUGCAACUGUGUCAGCUUCUCGAAAGUUCUUUCAAUCAGUCAGUGAAGAUUGUUAGCCAUAAGCUACUGACACCACACCACACCACCCUACCCUACCCUACCAAUUGCUGGUGUGUAAUUUAUUAAAAAAAUUUACACACAGCAAGUGUAAUAUUUUUCCAUACAGUAAUUUAUCUCUUGUUCCCCUCUUUGUAUUUUAUAAAUUCCUCCUUCAGCAUCCCACUGUAACUCACUCAGUAAUGUACACACACCAACAGCUGUUCUUCACUACUAUAGUGUGAUUUUAUACCUGUAGCAAAACUCUUUUACAAAUAUUUUGAAUACUUCUUGAAUUCCCACAAUUGUGAAUGUAAAUAAUACGUACAGUAAAUAUAUAUUAUUACAUAUCUAGGGUAGAAACAGUAUCUCAUGUUCUGCUGCAUUAAAAAAGAGAGAGAGAGAGAGUGUGUGUGUGUGCAUGUGCGUGUGCACGUGUGUGUGUGUGCGUGUGUGACUUUUUUUUUAAUGCAACAUAAACAUGAUAGUGUAACACGAGUUGUUGUAGACUGAGGUGGCUAAUACAACUGAUGCCUUGUAUGCCACCACCUUUUACUUAGAUAAUAAACUAUUGUAUAUUGCUAUGUAUAUAGAAGCAAAGAUAUUUGUAAGUUUAGGAAGAUGCAGUAGUGUUCGUUGCUCAGUAUGUGUUUUAUGACAAACUGUCAUCGUGACUUUUGGGAUCAUGUGAGGAACAACCUUACCCAACUAAGUCACAUGUGUGAGUUACUGAAUCAUGUACAGUACUACUUUAUGUAACUCAUGGACUGUCAGUUACUGAAUCAUGUACAGUACAACCAUAUUUAACUCAUGGACUGAGUUACUGAAUCAUGUACAGUACUACUUUAUGUAACUCAUGGACUGUGAGUUACUGAAUCAUGUACAGUACUACUUUAUGUAACUCAUGGACUGUGAGUUACUGAAUCAUGUACAGUACAGUACUACCUUAUGUAACUGAGUUAUGGUACAUGUUACGUACUACCUUAUAUAAUUAAUAUGCAUAUGUGACAUGAGAUCAACUCGUAUACUACCAUAUGUAACUUAUAUAUGUGGCUUGAAUCAUGUGAAAUACUACCUUAUAUAAGUGAUGUGUAAGACAUAUCAGGCUCUGAAAUGCUGUACUGGGCUGUAUUUUACGGUCAACAUUUGAGUAUAAAGUUGUUAUAUUUCUCGCUAAAUAUUGGGGGUCACAUUUCUCAUCAAUAUUGAGAGAAGAGAUACAGACACAAGUACUGUGCUCAUACUUUCUUCCCCUGUAACCUUGACUGUGACGAGGUAAGUGAUACAUAACCUCUUAAUGUUAGUGGCAGUCACUAAUAAUGUUUCAAACAAAACCACUAGUUGCUCCUGUAAUGUUUCUCCUGUUGUACCCACUAAACUAAUUUCAUGCAUUAAAGGGUAUGGAAAAUUUCUAUGGUAUGUGUGUUGUGUAUAUAUUUUUUUUGUAACAUCGGUAAAGUUUUGUGGCCAAGGAUAGUGUAAGACCGUGCUCUUGUUAACUCUCACAUUAAAUAUAUUACUUAUUUCAUUUGAAAGACAUACUAUAUAUUUCCUGCACAUUUCACAACUGUACUCUAUUUCCAUUUUAUGUUUUGAUGUUGUGUUAUUAUUCAUUAUUUCACCCUUUAUAUUAUUGUACAGUAAAGUCUGCAACAUUUGGUACAUUAUUUUGCCCAAAAAUUAACAACUAAAAUUUUGAGAACCAACUUGAAUUUCUGAAGAUUUUCUCACAAGCUCCGAGACCAUUGACAGUACUUUGUCAGCACCAUUGAUGGCAUGUUAAUGUGGGUGAAUGGAUGUGUGUUUGUGUUGUGCAUGUGACCAUUAUGUAAAUAAUCUUAAAAUAAAGUAUCAGAGAGAAAAUCAAUACAUAUGAGAUAAAGUUCAAUGUGUAAGAGCUCAUCUUUACCACUAGCAGCAAAACAUUCAGAAUCUAUUUGCAAUUGAGUAAUGAGGUCAACAUUAAUGUGGCAACAUUCUGUACUUAACUCAGUCUGAAACUUUGAGCUUUUCUUCUUGAAAGAUCAAUUGGCUCCACUGUGGUGCAUGACACAUGUUCUUAUCAAUAAUGUACAGUACAAUAAUGUUUGAUGAACUGUCACUAAGAGUAUUAAGUAAAACUGUAUUAGUUUAGUGAGGUAUUCUUGAUGGAGGAACUGAUUACACUGUGGAGCAGCCAACUGUGUUUGAAUACUUUCUUCUUGGAUGGUAUAUGAGCACUUUCUUGAUAUUGUUAUAAACAUAGAUUAUAUGAUGUAAAUAAAAGCAUUUAUUCACAUGUCUAAGUAUAUAUCUUGUUUGUCUUGGAGUUAGGGAUGUGUUUUCACUCUUCAUCUUAAAGGAUUCUAAAGGAUGCAGUCAUGGAUCUCUCCUAUUACUUGUGUCCAAGAGGAUCAUUUUCCUGUAGUUUCAUCUGGAAAUUAAAAAACUUAGUUUAUUUUCCUAAUUCUGUCUAUUCAACUGUUUUAUGAUUCAGAAAGUUUCACCAAGCACUAGAAGACAAUAUUGAGGCUCCGCACAUCAUAACUUCAUUUUGAUUCACCUAAACGGUUCUCAAGUUGAAGCUAUAACAUCUUCACAAACUCAACACCGAGAACAUGGCGUCAUUUUUCAAGGGCACAACUGUAGUGGAAAUUCACCAAACCUGUUAAAAGCUUUUGCUGCACUAAUUUAUCACCGUUUAUAUGAAUACAUCUGAGUGCUAACAGGUGAUUAUCCAAGGUAUGAACAGUCAAAAUGUUGACAGACAGAAUGGCAUCUCUUCUGAAUUGUGCCAAUAUUCCUGCCUUUCUCAGACAUGAAUUUCACCUCAACCUGUACUGUAUUCAGAAACAAAGUCUCUUUCUCUCUUCUUAUCUUGCUUAAGAUAACAAUAAAAGUUGUACAUAUUGUAUACUUACUGGAAACUGUAUAUUGUGGUGUGAAAACACAAAUAAAAAAUGCAAAACAA
Molecule: messenger RNA, 8620 nt
Organism: Homarus americanus (American lobster)
Lineage: Eukaryota; Metazoa; Arthropoda; Malacostraca; Decapoda; Nephropidae
Product: sodium- and chloride-dependent glycine transporter 1-like
Exons: 15
Coding region: 333-2231 (632 amino acids)
Biological process (GO): sodium ion transmembrane transport
Cellular component (GO): membrane
Source: RefSeq, a predicted model, not a curated record